Molecule: messenger RNA, 909 nt
Organism: Dovyalis caffra
Lineage: Eukaryota; Viridiplantae; Streptophyta; Magnoliopsida; Malpighiales; Salicaceae
Source: the annotation of a GenBank genome assembly
AUGGAAAUUAAAGGCCUUCUUCACCUGUUUCUCAUUUUAUUGGCUUUGUCAGUGGUUCACAGUAGUGAAGAUGCCUUGAAGGAUUCCAACCUGGUUGCUCUUAAUCGUAGCAACUUCCCAGCUGGUUUUAUAUUCGGGACUGCAUCUUCUGCUUAUCAGUAUGAAGGUGCAGCAAAUGAAGACGAUAGGAUUAAGGACCAUAAUAAUGGAGCCAAUGCAGUUGACUCAGAUCAUCGCUACAAGGAAGAUGUGGCUAUAAUGAAGGACUUAGGUUUUGACGCUUACAGAUUCUCCAUCUCAUGGUCUAGGUUGGUACCUAAGGCAUAUGCAUCAUCUGUUAAGGUUGCUCAAAAGGGUCAAAUUGGGCUCACAUUAAAUUCAAAUUGGAUGUUGCCAUCGACUGAGUCCGCUACAGACCGCAUUGCAGCAUCUCGUGCCCUCGUUUUCCAAAAUGACUGGUUCAUGGAACCCCUAAAAUCUGGCAUGUAUCCAGUUGAAAUGGUCACCUAUGUUCACGAACGACUGCCUCAAUUUUCUGAAGAACAAGCCUUGAUGCUUAAAGAAUCUUUAGAUUUUAUUGGAAUAAAUUACUAUACUUCAAAUUAUGCAAGUGAUAUUCCUUGCAAAACUGAAAACUUAAGUUAUUCGACAGAUUAUUGUGUUAGCCUUACAAGUGAACGAAAUGGAAUUCCAAUUGGUCUAAAGGUUGGGUCAGAAGGACUUUAUGCAUAUCCAAAAGGAAUUGAAGACCUACUGCUCUACACCAAAUACAAGUUUAACAAUCCUGUGAUCUACAUCACUGAGAAUGGAGUCAGUGAGCUUGAUCAAGCAUCUUUAUCACUCGAGGAUAACAUGAGAGUAGAUUACUACAGUAGCCACCUUUCAUACAUUCAAAGGGCUAUUACGUGA